This is a messenger RNA of Cyclopterus lumpus (lumpfish), 1608 nucleotides long. Its product is annotated as protein-lysine 6-oxidase. Bases 14 to 1201 code for a protein of 395 amino acids. The record is from RefSeq and is a predicted model, not a curated record. The transcript has 8 exons. Lineage: Eukaryota; Metazoa; Chordata; Actinopteri; Perciformes; Cyclopteridae. Gene Ontology annotation, biological process: peptidyl-lysine oxidation. Gene Ontology annotation, molecular function: copper ion binding; protein-lysine 6-oxidase activity.
GUCUUCAUCCAACAUGGAGCAGCUCUCCCCGGCCGCCUUGCUGCUGCCUCUGUCUCACGUGUGCUUCCUCUGGAGCUUCCUGGACGGGGCUCGCGCUCCGGAGGCUGCGGGCGCCGACGCGCUCCGACGCGGGUUGAGCUGGCGGCACAACGGGCAGGUCUUCAGCCUGCUGAGCCGCGGCUCUCAGUACCGGCCGUCCGGCAGCAGGCGGACCGGGUCCCCCAGCCUCGGUAACCCGGUGGUCGUCCUCAGCAGCGCCAACGACACGGUCCCGGUCGCGUCCCGGGGCUCCCCGCGGGUCCCCGCCGCCAGCGACACUGCGCAAUUGCGCGCGGCGAUGCGUCGGCAGCCGGCGCCCGGCGGCCGGGGGGCCUCUGGCCCCGUCAGCCGGGGGGCCUCUGGCCCGGUCAGCCGGGGGGCCUCUGGCCCCGUCAGCCGGGGGGACAUGAUGGUCGGAGACGACCCGUACAACCCGUACAAGGCGUCCAACUAUUACCCCUGGUACAACUACUACAACUCGUACUACAGACCCAGGACCAGGGCUCAGCCGCGGCACGGGUACGGAACCAGCUACCACCAGCACGGUCUCCCUGAUCUGGUUCCUGAUGCGUACUACAUCCAGAUCGCCACCUACAUCCAAAGGAUGCCGAUGUACAGCCUCCGCUGUGCUGCUGAGGAGAACUGCCUCUCCUCCUCCUCCUCCUCCUCCCAGGACUAUGACAGCAGGGUUCUGCUGCGGUUCCCCCAGCGGGUGAAGAACCAGGGAACAGCUGACUUCCUGUCCAGUAAACCUCGCUAUGCCUGGGAGUGGCACAGCUGCCACCAUCACUUCCACAGCAUGGACGAGUUCAGCCUGUACGAGCUGCUGGACGCCGACACGCAGAAACGAGUCGCUGAAGGUCACAAGGCCAGUUUCUGUCUGGAGGACACGUCAUGUGACCCGGGGUACCAGAGACGCUACGCAUGCACCUCCCACACACAGGGCCUCAGUCCAGGUUGCUAUGACACCUACAGCGCUGACAUCGACUGUCAGUGGAUCGACAUCACUGACGUCUCUCCUGGGAAAUACAUCCUGAAGGUGACGGUGAACCCCCACCACCUGGUCCCAGAGUCCAACUACAGCAACAACGUGGCCCGGUGCGACGUCCAGUACACCGGCACCGCCGCCCACGUGUCCGGCUGCUCCACCGCGCCCCACUGAGAUGAAUCCUGCUGGAAAGACCAACAGAAACGGAGUGAAUGCUGCAGAAGAAUGAAGCUUAAAGUUACACAAAGGAUGUAAAACACCUGAAGACGAUUGUUUUAGUCAAAGUACAUUUACUGACUCAAAUUACACACAGGUAUUAAUGUCUGAGUUCAAGAACCAGUAAAUGUUGCACCAGUUAUUUGUAAAUCCGUCACCACGUUUGUCUGUAAAGUUCAACUUAAAAACUUAACAAGGAACUUCUCUGUAUUUGGACCCUUUUGCUCCAUGUUUUCGUGUCUCGGGACUAAUGGGGACAACAAUGUCAAAAAUUAGUCCGAUAGAGAGCCCUACAGUCGACGCUCUGCAGGGGUUAAUGACCCACUGUAGGGGUUAAUGACUCACUGUAGGGGUUAAUGACUCUC